CUCGCCGCUCGCAUCGCACACUUGAAGCUGCGCCUCGCACCUCUCGUGCCUCUGCCCACCGGCUCUCCCCACCCAGACUUCCCUCGCACAUUGCUAGACUACCACUUGCUCAGCGAAGAACAACUCGACGCCAUCGCCUCCUACUACCACCAAUCCACCCCCAGCGUCUACACACACCAAUACCCGGCCUGCAUGAACUGGGACAAGGAAAUGCUGGCCAAGCGACGAGCAAGCGUAGCCCAACACCUCCAAAGCGCUUCUCAGAGACGUAAGUUUGGAAAGUUCAUUGGGUUCAUGAACUGCGAGACGCCGGUU
Molecule: messenger RNA, 315 nt
Organism: Aureobasidium namibiae CBS 147.97
Lineage: Eukaryota; Fungi; Ascomycota; Dothideomycetes; Dothideales; Saccotheciaceae
Exons: 2
Source: RefSeq, a predicted model, not a curated record